AUAAUAAUAAUAAUAAAAGAAGAAGAGAAGAAGAAAAUCUGUCUUUCCUUUGCUCUGCCCCUUUCUUCAUAGGAGAGAGUAAUGAAGGACCCCAAUCUGUAAACGGGGCCGUUGAAACGCAAACGCCGUUACGAUACUCUUUCUACCCCGUUUAGUCAGUCCACUUGUUUCUUUUCAAAAGCGACUUUUCCGCGUAUGGCGCUUGAGGGGUUGAGCUUGGCUCGGGCGCCGGCGGAGGCGGAGACGGAGGUGGGUGGGGGGCGUUUGGUGGCCGCCGCCGCCGUGAACGGCGGCGGCGGGGGGGAUGACGGGAGCAAAGCGCCGAGGUUGCCUAGGUGGACGAGGCAGGAGAUUCUUGUGCUUAUACAGGGGAAGAGAGUGGCGGAGAGCCGGGUGAGGCGGCGGAGGACGGCGGGGAUGGAAUUCGGGUCGGGGCAGGUGGAGCCGAAGUGGGCGUCGGUUUCGUCGUACUGUAAGAGGCACGGGGUGAACCGGGGGCCGGUUCAAUGCCGGAAACGGUGGAGCAAUCUGGCCGGGGACUAUAAGAAGAUUAAGGAGUGGGAGUCGCAGAUACGGGAGGAAACGGAGUCGUUUUGGGUCAUGAGGAACGAUUUGCGGCGGGAGAGGAAGCUUCCCGGCUUCUUCGACCGCGAGGUUUACGACAUCCUCGACCGCGGUGACGACGCCGUAGCCGCCGCCGCCGCCGAGGAAGUCACCGGAGCUUUGGCUCUGGCUUUAGGCCCAUCGGUUGCGCCCGGUACCGACGACCCGGACCCGGAAACCUUGUUCGACAGCGGUAGAAGCGCCGCGGCUGAUGAUGGGCUGUUUUCGGAUUUUGAGCAAUCGGGUCAAGAGGAGGCCGGUGUUGCCAGUCCCCGGAAGGAUUUGCCGGCGGCGGAGGAGGUUCCACCCACCGCUAUUCCUGCUCCAAUUCCGAUUUCAGAGCAACAAUACGAACCCUUCUCUCAAGAAACUCCUGCUCAAGAAAAUGAACAAAUUUGCGGUUGGUUUUCUCCGCCUUUUCCUGAUAUUGGCUUCUUUUUAGGCACGAGCCAUCAGAAACAAGCCGCCUCGGAGCCCGAUUUGAGAAGCGGUCAGGAAGGAAGGAAAAGAAAGCGCAACAUGACCGAUACAGAUGCAGAUGCAGAUGAAGAAUCAGAGAAUCUGCAGCACCAGCUCGUGAAGGCAUUAGAGAGGAACGGGAAGCUACUGAGCUCCCAGCUCGAAGCGCAAAAUGCACAUUUGCAGCUCGACAGGGAGCAGCGUAAGGAUCAUGUGAAUAGCCUAAUAGCAGUUCUUAAUAAACUUUCGGAUGCCUUGGGGAGGAUUGCGGAUAAACUGUAGAGGAGGAGAGAAACGAAGAGAUUUGGCUUGUCAAAUCAAUGCGGGAUACAGAUAAUUCGCCUCUUAAAUAGUUUAAAUUACUGAAUAUAUAUUAUAUAUACACAUAUUCUUUUCCUCUUUGGUACAUUCUGAGGCUAUAGUUGUGUUAGAAGAUAGAGCUAUACAAACAAAUAAUAUAUAUAGAAAUUUGAGGCAGCUGGCAAUUUUUCUUCCCCUACUUUGUUUAUUUAUCUUACAGAAGAAUUGUCCCUGGUUUUGUCAUGACUGUGUAGUGUGUACAGGUCAAACAUAGAUAAUUUAAGUUGUGCAAUUUAUGGGCUUCCAUAUUA
This is a messenger RNA of Ipomoea nil (Japanese morning glory), 1673 nucleotides long. RefSeq names its product trihelix transcription factor ASR3. Lineage: Eukaryota; Viridiplantae; Streptophyta; Magnoliopsida; Solanales; Convolvulaceae. The transcript has 3 exons. The record is from RefSeq and is a predicted model, not a curated record. The coding region runs from base 196 to 1344 and encodes 382 amino acids.